Punica granatum (pomegranate) is the source of this 1838-nucleotide messenger RNA. The record is from RefSeq and is a predicted model, not a curated record. NCBI's taxonomy places the organism in Eukaryota, Viridiplantae, Streptophyta, Magnoliopsida, Myrtales, Lythraceae.
CGCCUUCUCUCUAUCUCUCUCUCUCUCUCUCUCUCUCUCUCUCUCUCUCCGGCCUUUGUUGGAAGAUACACUUUCUCGCCAUUUUCAACUUCUCUUUUGACUCCAUUGGAACUCCAACUGCAGCUCAUUUAUCAUCAUGGGCUGCUUUUGUUUUGGCUCAUCAAAGCAUCGAAGGCGGUCGAAAAGGGCUCUCAUUUCUCCAUCUCAUCAUCAAAUCCAAGAAGGAGCUUCCGGGUCUCUCGUCCCACCUGAACCCGCCAAGGAUGCGGAUACGGAACUGCCCCCUGAGCUCACGACUGCACCGAAUUGUGAUUUCAGUCUGGAAGAGAAGCUGCCGGUGGAGCAGCUGGAAGUUGUGGGUGGAAAGAAGAAGGUGGCCUUUGAUUUGACUGUCAAAACCUAUGAGUUACCAGCUGAGGAAGUGUGUGAAGAUUUCCCCGAGAGAGACGAGACUGAUGAGACUGCAGAGGAUGAUGAAACACAGAGAGAAGGGGCCUUGCAUACUGAUUAUUCCACUCCUUGUGCAGGAAGAGUGUCAUCUUAUCCCCUGAGUCACAGAUAUCAUAAUUGUGCUAGCAGUGGUGAUGAAUGUGAGGACACUGUCACUGAAGGAAUCGAUGAUGAUGGGGAAGAUGAUGGUUCCGAUCAAAACAAGCUUCUUGGACAGCAAACUGUGAUCGAGCAGGAAUCAUCUGGAUCUUUGUUUUCUCUGCCUAUAGAUUCUAGGAAACAUGCAAGUGCAGCCAACACUGAGGAGAAGGAGGUUAACAGUCCUAUGCCGGUUGCCGAUUCAGAAGAUAAGGAAUGGAGGUCUGACUAUUUAAACCCAAACGUGAGGCCUGGGAACCAGUGCGUCCACUCGGCGUUGAACCCAGUAGCAAACUGCUCUCGGUUGGAAAAAGAAGUGAAAGCUAGAUACACAUCCCCUCCGAAGAAUCACGAAAAGGAGAACCUGAAUAUCAAGCAAGAUUUUGCCUUCUCGUCGCCCUUCAGAUCCGAGCCUGCUCCAAAGCUGCUGAACCAAAGUCCAAGUGAACUGAUUCCUAAAGAAAUUGCAGUGGACACUAGCCUCUCCAGCUGGUUGAGUAUAUCUGAGACCACCCCAAAGUCCAAGACUGUCGGAAAUUCACCUUCGCUGAGAGCCAACACACCAAGGAGUGCAGAGGAUAGACUGAUCCUAGGAGUGCUUACAAUGGAAGACCUCCGGCAGCUCUCUGCUUCAAACUCUCCAAUUCGGUCAAGAGGCAGGAGCCCUGAUGACAAACCUAUCAUAGGCACCGUAGGGAGCUACUGGAGCCACACGGGACAGGCAAUGGAUUUAGAUUCCUGCUCAUCACGCCGAGGAAUGAAAAGCUCGAGGAUCAACAAAGAGGAACAAAGAAUGAAUCUGGUGCGCAUCCCAUUUGAGGCAAGAUUGGAGAGUACUCUUUAGGGAGGCAGAAUGAAAGUAUGACAAUUCUCAACGGAUGAUAUCAGAACGAUAAGUACUUCUCAGUGCCGUCAGUCUGGUGCUUCCGUUUGGCACUUUUUCUGAAUAUUUCAUGCUGUUGCACCAUGUUUAUGCAGUGAAAUUGUCCCUUGUAAUUUCCAAUUCCAUCUUCGGCAGUCUCUUUCUAAUGGUGGAUUUGCCAUAUGACAGUAUCUUGAGUUGGCAUGUGAUUAUUGAUAGUUUUAAUUCUAGCUUCCUAGAUUAAGUUCAGACGAGUUUCCGGAUGGUAUCCCAUUUAUGAAAUUCUGACCAUUCGUAUGCUUCCUUACUAUGCAUGAAAUCUUGGAUCCAACAGGUUGUAAAAGAGACUUGAAAUCUUAUUAGACAUCAAGAGCUACGAAUUCCAUAA